AUGGUGAGACGCACUUGGGACGCAGUCGUCGUUGGUGGCGGCGUCGUCGGCUGCGCCGUGCUGCGCGAGCUGACUGUCCGCCGCGGCUGGCGCUGCCUGCUCGUGGAGCGGCAGCCGCACCUCGUCGCCGGCGCAUCGGCCGGCAACACGGGCAUCGCGUGCACCGCGUCGGACGUCGCUACCGGCACGGUGGAGCACGCCUGCCUCUCCGAGGGCGCGCGCCUCAAUCUCCCCGCGUGGACGGAGCUCAACGUGCCGCACCGCCCGACGGGCUCGAUGUACGCCGCGUUUGACGCCGACGGCCUGAGCCGGCUCGAGGCGGAGCUGGAGAUGCGGCGAGCGCGCGGCGACCCGGACGCCGCGCUGCUGACGGCGGCCGAGGCGCGCGCGCGCGAGCCUGCGCUCGCGCCGUCGGUGCUCGGCGCACUGCUCGUGGCGGGCGAGGUGACGGUGGACCCUUGGCUGGCGCCGAUCGCGUACGCCCGGCACGCGCACGAGAACGGCGCCACGAUACAGCGCGGCAGAGAGGUGGCGGCCGCGGCGUGGGAGGGAGGUCGCUGGCGGCUGACCCUCUCUCCGGCGGAGGCGGAGGCCGAGGGGCCAGAGGUUGUGGAGGCGUCCGUCGUUGUGGCUUGCGGCGGGCUGCUCGGCGACGCGCUCGAGGCGCUGCACCGGCGGCCGCCCUUCGCGAUUAAGCCGCGGCGAGGCGACUUUUUGCUCUUUGACGGGUCGGCCCGUGCGCUCGUCGGCGCCACGCCCGUCGGUCAGCCGCCGGGCGACGUCUCGCGCGGUGUGUAUGUCUGGCGGUCGGCGCUCGGCGUUGUGGCGUGCGGCCCGACCGCGGAGCCCGUGAGGGAGGUAGAGAUGCCGCCGCGGGAGGAGGCGCGGCCAGAGGUGCGUGCGGCGCUGCUCGACGCGGCGUGCGCCGCCGUGCCGCAGCUCCGCGAGGCUGGUGUGGCGGGAUCCUACUCUGGCCUCCGGCCGGGAUGCGACCUCUCCGCCGACUACCAGAUCGGGCGCGCCGAGGGGUCGAGCUGGGUCACCGUGGGCGCCAUCCGCUCCACCGGCCUCACCGGGGCGCUCGGCAUCGCCCGCCGCGCAGCCGCACUCUGCGACGAGGCGUGGCGCGAGAGCGGGGCCGCAGCCGAGCCGCCGCCCCCGCCGGGCGGCGGCGCCGUGCGGACGACGCCGCUGCCGCCGCUGCACGAGAUUGCGGCCUCGUACCGCGCGCGCGCCGACGGGAGCGUCGUCUUUGGCGCCGACGAGGCGGGCUUCGGCCCGCACCUCGUGACGCACCCGCUGACGGCGGCAGGGCUGGACGCGCAGCUCGCGGGGAUGCUGCGCGGGACGGCGUUAUGA
Messenger RNA from Emiliania huxleyi CCMP1516, 1359 nucleotides. RefSeq lists its product as hypothetical. Bases 1 to 1359 code for a protein of 452 amino acids. The record is from RefSeq and is a predicted model, not a curated record. Gene Ontology annotation, molecular function: oxidoreductase activity. Lineage: Eukaryota; Haptophyta; Isochrysidales; Noelaerhabdaceae. The transcript has 2 exons.